AUUGUAGCAUUAAUAAUAAUAGCAAGAGAAUCAGUUUUUAAAUAUAAUAAUUAUACUAAUUUAUUUAUAUUUAAUUUGAUUUUAUUAUUAGUUUUAUUAGUAUUAACUUUUAGAAGAAUAAAUUUAUUUAUAUUUUAUUUAUUUUUUGAAAGAAGAUUAAUUCCUACAUUAUUUUUAAUUUUAGGUUGAGGAUAUCAACCUGAACGUUUACAAGCAGGUGUAUAUUUACUAUUUUACACUUUAUUAGUUUCUUUACCAAUAUUAAUUGGAAUUUUUUAUUUGUACAAAAUAGCAAAUACAAUAAAUUUUUAUUUAUUAAAUAAUUUCAUAUUUAAUUAUGAAAUUUUAUAUUUUUCUUUAGUUAUAGCAUUUUUAGUAAAAAUACCAAUAUUUUUAGUACAUUUAUGAUUACCAAAAGCUCAUGUUGAAGCUCCAGUAUCUGGUUCAAUAAUUUUAGCAGGAAUUAUAUUAAAAUUAGGAGGUUAUGGUUUAUUACGUGUAUUUCCUUUUUUACAAAUAUUAGGUUUAAAAUUUAAUUAUAUUUGAAUUAGAAUUAGAUUAGUAGGAGGAGUAUUAGUAAGUUUAACUUGUUUAUGUCAGACUGAUUUAAAGGCUUUGAUUGCUUAUUCAUCAGUUGCUCAUAUAGGAAUUGUUUUAGCAGGAUUAAUAACUUUAACAUAUAUAGGAAUUUGUGGUUCUUAUACUUUAAUGAUUGCUCAUGGGUUAUGUUCUUCUGGAUUAUUUUGUUUAGCUAAUAUUACAUACGAACGAAUAGGAAGUCGAAGUUUAUUAAUCAAUAAGGGUUUAUUAAAUUUUAUGCCUUCAAUAAGAUUAUGAUGAUUUUUAUUAAGUUCAGCAAAUAUAGCUGCUCCUCCUACAUUAAAUUUAUUAGGAGAAAUUUCUUUAAUUAAUAGAAUUGUUAGAUGAUCAUGAUUAACUAUAUUAAUAUUAUCUCUUUUAUCUUUUUUUAGAGCUGCUUAUACUUUGUAUUUAUAUGCUUAUAGACAACAUGGAAAGGUUUUUUCUGGAGUUUACUCUUUUAGAGGAGGAAAAGUUCGAGAGUAUUUACUUUUAUUUUUACAUUGAUUUCCUUUAAAUCUAUUAAUUUUAAAGAGAGAUAUAUGUAUAUUAUGAUUAU
Stomoxys calcitrans (stable fly) is the source of this 1138-nucleotide messenger RNA. RefSeq names its product NADH-ubiquinone oxidoreductase chain 4-like. Gene Ontology annotation, molecular function: NADH dehydrogenase (ubiquinone) activity; ubiquinone binding. Gene Ontology annotation, biological process: aerobic respiration; ATP synthesis coupled electron transport; electron transport coupled proton transport. The transcript has a single exon. The annotation marks the transcript as partial. The record is from RefSeq and is a predicted model, not a curated record. Lineage: Eukaryota; Metazoa; Arthropoda; Insecta; Diptera; Muscidae.